This is a messenger RNA of Vollenhovia emeryi, 1438 nucleotides long. It is a transcript of the gene pn, whose product is annotated as protein prune homolog. Gene Ontology annotation, molecular function: exopolyphosphatase activity. The record is from RefSeq and is a predicted model, not a curated record. The transcript is spliced from 6 exons. NCBI's taxonomy places the organism in Eukaryota, Metazoa, Arthropoda, Insecta, Hymenoptera, Formicidae. Bases 208 to 1356 code for a protein of 382 amino acids. Gene Ontology annotation, cellular component: cytoplasm.
UAAAACCGUGUAGUCUUUACUGAUGCCACUUUUCUCGUGCAGAGGCGUAUAUUCCGCUUUGCGGAUCCAUUCUGUAAAAUGCAACGCUCUGUAACGCUGUAAUAAAAAAUUAUGUAGCACUGCAAAGUCUAAUCUGCAACGUGUCUGCGAUUAGAAACGUUCUAUUUUGCAUAAGCAAAGCAGUGCGCUUAAGAAUUUUUGUCGACAAUGUACGAUUCUAUAAUGUACAUACAAUUGAUCAACGUACACGUAUUGUUAAAUUCCCGGCUGUCGUCCUACCGGAAAAUUCGCGUCGUCCUGGGGAAUCCGACGUGCGACUUGGAUUCGGCUGUGUGCGCCCUGGUCCAAGGGCUGCUGGAGCACGUGGACGCCGCGAGGCGCGGACUCGCCGACCUCGCCGUAAUAUCGGUCAUGAAUGUUCCGAAGAGGGAGUUUCGCAUCAAGACGGAGGUUGUUUACAGCCUGAGGUCUCACGGCAUCCCGUUGGACCUGCUGACGUUUAGAGAUCAGAUCGAUUUGCAAAAUGUGCAGAGCGACGGAAGGCUGGAGCUGAUCCUGGUCGAUCAUCACACUCUCGCCGACGAGGACGUCGCGUUGAGACCGGCGGUCGUGACGGUCGUCGACCAUCGGCCGUUGGACCCGGCCUGGCCGUGGCCCAACGUGUCCUUGAACGUGGAGACCGUUGGAAGCUGCGCCACCCUGGUCGCGCGCAGUGUCCUGCAGAGGAAUCCUGAUAUGCUGGACGCGCAACUCUCGAGCCUCUUGCGUGGUCCAAUAUUGAUCGACACCUAUAACAUGUCGGACGAGGCCGGGCGAGCGACUGCCACUGACGUCGACGUAUUAAACGCCCUUGAGCAACAGGGUAGACUCACGUCCGACAGAACUGAGACGUUUAGAGAACUUAUGCGCGCAAAGACGGACAUCAGUGAAUUAACUCUGGAAGAACUUAUGAUUAAGGAUCUAAAAAUGACGAAUGGAAUACCCCUCGUUGGAUUUUCCCUCCUGGUGAAAAAUUUUGUCAUGCACGAGAAUGGGGAGGAGGUCAUUGAAAAGUUUGCCAAUGAAAGAAAUUGCGACAUCGUCGUCCUGAUCGGGCAGGACGUGAUGAGGGAGCGCGUGUCCAGAGAUGUCGCAAUCUUUUCAACGCCAUGCAAUCAAUUGGCGAACGACAUAAUUCGAGCGUUGGCUGAAUCCACCCAGCCACUUCUGAAUCUAGAAUUGAUCAAAGAGACUCGAAGGGAGAGGUAUAGCCUUUGUUUGUACAGACAGGGAAAUGUGAAGGUAACGCGCAAACAGAUAUUACCGAUUGUGCAGAGAGCGACGUUGUUGCACGGAAGUGAGAAAAGUACAGCAUAAAUGUAUUAUAUAGGAUAUAGAAUUAAGGAGGAAGAUGCUGCGGUGGUAUAAAGUUUGCCAAUAAAAAAAAAAUACACGAGUA